Molecule: messenger RNA, 2749 nt
Organism: Arachis duranensis
Lineage: Eukaryota; Viridiplantae; Streptophyta; Magnoliopsida; Fabales; Fabaceae
Product: respiratory burst oxidase homolog protein A-like
Exons: 15
Coding region: 86-2578 (830 amino acids)
Cellular component (GO): plasma membrane
Molecular function (GO): peroxidase activity; NAD(P)H oxidase H2O2-forming activity
Source: RefSeq, a predicted model, not a curated record
UUAUUAUUAGGGAAAUGCGAAUGAAAAUAAUAAGCUAAUUAAGACACAACAUCAUCAAAGAGUUUCUCAAAACGACCCAACAACAAUGGAUGAUGUUCAUCAUGUUCAAGUAGAAUCAAAAGCUCCUCCUCAUCAUCAUCAUAAUCAUGAUAGUCAUCAUCGUUCUUCUCUCAUUGCUCUCAUGAGAGCAUCACCAUCUUCUUCAUUGACUCCCUCCUCUUCCACCUCAUCAUCUUCUUCUUCUUCUUCUUCUUCUUCUUCUUGGACCCUUAAGAAAUACCUCCUCUACGACCACCCGGGUCCGACCGGGUCCAAUAAUGUUCCUCCUCAUGAUGAUGAAGAUCAUCAAGAACACCAACUACGACCACCACACGUGGCAGAAAUCCAAGAACUUCAGAAAAGAGUGUUCAUCGAUGGCAUUGUCGGUCACAGUGGGAUGCAAUGGAACCAUGUGAACAGCCGGUUCGACCAAGUUUCCUCGACCAGAACCAGCCCUGAACCGGUUGUAGAAUGGUCCAACUUUGCCUUCUGCAUUGGGAUGCAGUCUUCACCAGAAUUUGCCAAUGAAUUGCUAAGAGCAUUAAGAGGAGGAAAGGAUUGGAAAUUCAACAUCACUAAAACUGAUUUGUACCGUUUCUGGCUUCGGAUUAAAGAUGAUUCUUUUGAUUCAAGAAUGCGAAUUUUUUUUUACAUGUGUAACAGAAACAAUGAUGGAAGAAUUACCAAGACAGAUGUAAAACAGACAAUUGUAUUGGCUACAUCUACAAAUAAGUUAUCCGUGACACAAGAAGAAGCCGAGAACUCUGCAGCUUUGAUCAUGGAAUCACUUGACCUCCAAAACAAAGGCUACAUUCAGAUAUCUGAAAUGGAGUGUCUGUUGAAGUUAAUCCAAAGUCCAUCAAAGAAAUCAUUAGCAGCAGGAGAUACAGAGAAGCAAAAUAAUGUGGAGAGCAACAAGAAUGGGUUCCUUGAGGAGCAAGAAGCAAUGUCGAGGGCGGAAGUGUUGUUCCGAACGAACUGGCGGCGAGCUUGGAUGGUUCUGGUUUGGGUAAUGGCUUGCAUUGUGCUGUUUGGGUGGAAAUUCUAUCAGUACAGUCAUAGAUCAGGAUUUCAAGUGAUGGGUUAUUGCCUUCCAACUGCAAAAGGUGCAGCUGAAACAUUGAAACUCAACAUGGCUCUCAUUCUCCUCCCUGUUUGUAGAAACACAAUCACUUGGCUCCGCAAGGAUCCUAGGAUCAACUAUCUCAUUCCUUUUAAUGACAACAUUAACUUCCACAAGGCUAGUACACACCUUGCCUGUGAUUUCCCAAGAAUCAGCGGCUCAAGCACGGCGGUUUUCCAGCAGACUAUAGCGGCGAGAUUCGGGUUCCGGCAGCCAACGUACUUGCAAAUUUUGGCCACAACAGAGGUGGCAAGUGGGAUAGCCAUGGUGUUUCUAAUGGCCAUUGCAUUCACACUUGCAACAAAGUGGCCGAGACGUCGCUCGCCGGCGCUGCCGGUGUCCCUAAGAAGAGUCACCGGCUACAACACAUUUUGGUACUCACACCAUUUGUUUGUUAUUGUCUAUGCAUUGCUCAUUGUCCACUCCAUGUUCUUGUUCCUAACUAACAAAUGGACCGAGAAAACGACUUGGAUGUACAUUGCUUUUCCAGUUUUGUUAUACACUGGAGAGAGGAUCUUUAGAGCUGUAAGGUCAGGAUCUUAUGAAGUUGAUAUCUUCAAGGUAAGUCUGUGUCCCGGAAAAGUUUUGUACCUGAAAAUGCAAAAACCUGAAGGCUUCAAGUACCAAAGUGGCAUGUAUAUAUUUCUUCAGUGCCCACAAAUUUCAUCCCUUGAAUGGCAUCCAUUUUCCUUAACUUCAGGACCACAAGAUGAUUACCUUAGUGUGCAUAUUAGAACUCUUGGAGAUUGGAGCUACCAAAUAUACGACCUAUUCCAAGAGGCAGUGUUAACAAGAUCGGAAGUGUGUCCAAAAGUGUACAUAGAUGGGCCAUAUGGUUCUGCUUCUCAAGAUCAUGUUAAGUAUGAUAUUGUGGUGCUGAUUGGCCUUGGUAUUGGAGCCACACCUUUCAUUAGCAUCCUCAAAGAUGUAGCAGCUACAACACACAAUGAUCAUGUUCAUAGUGGUGUGAGAGAAUACGGCAACUUAACAAAGUGUCCGCAAAAGGCAUAUCUCUAUUGGGUCACAAGAGAGCAAAAUUCCCUUGAUUGGUUUAGAGAUGUUAUGAAUCAAAUUGCAACUUCAAACAGAAAUCAGUCGGUGGUGGAAAUGCACAAUUUCCUUACUAGUACCGUAUAUCCUGCCGGAGAUAUCCGUGCGGCGCUGCUAAGUGUCAUUCAGGGGUUGCAUCACGCCAAGAAUGGCACUGACUUAGUUUCCAGGAGCCCAAUAUACACUCAUUUUGCUCGUCCGAAUUGGUUCAACAUAUUUGCUAGAUUAGCUCAAAGGCACAGGGGAGCUAAGAUUGGGGUUUUCUAUUGUGGCUCAUCUAAUUUGGCAAGGGAGUUGAAGAAGUUGUGCACCAAAUUUUCCACCAAAACCACAACAAGAUUUGUUUUCCACAAGGAAAAUUAUUAAACCUUGAAUGAUUGGUGCUGUGUCAAAUUCAUAGUGAAGAAUGCAAAUUAAGUCAGGUACAAAGCAAAUCAUCAACUAUUUAGUCUAUAGUCUAGAGAGUGUGUUUGGUGCUAUUUUGGUAGGAAUUAAGAAAGUAUUUUUUAUAUACCAAAAAAAAAAAAAAAAUCAAAA